This is a messenger RNA of Kalmanozyma brasiliensis GHG001, 1596 nucleotides long. Its product is annotated as Isocitrate lyase/phosphorylmutase. The transcript has a single exon. Gene Ontology annotation, biological process: carboxylic acid metabolic process. Lineage: Eukaryota; Fungi; Basidiomycota; Ustilaginomycetes; Ustilaginales. Bases 1 to 1596 code for a protein of 531 amino acids. The record is from RefSeq and is a predicted model, not a curated record. Gene Ontology annotation, molecular function: isocitrate lyase activity.
AUGGCUGAUCAGGAGCUCAAGCAGUUCGCCGAAGAGGUCGAGCAGGUAAAGCAGUGGUGGAAGGCACCCCGUUUCGCCAACACCACCCGCCCUUACACCGCCGAGCAGGUCGUCUCGAAGCGCGGCACCCUCAAGCAGACUUACCCCUCCAACAUCCAGGCCAAGAAGCUCUAUGCUACCCUCGAGGCCCACGCCUCCAAGGGCACCACCUCGCACACCUACGGUGCCCUCGACCCCGUCCAGGUCACCCAGAUGGCCAAGCACCUCGAGACCGUCUACGUCUCCGGCUGGCAAUGCUCCUCUACCGCCUCGUCCACCAACGAGCCCGGUCCGGAUCUGGCGGAUUACCCCUACAACACGGUGCCCCUCAAGGUCGAGCACCUCUUCAUGGCACAGCUCUUCCACGACAGGAAGCAGCGCGAGGAGCGAACCCACAUGUCGGCCGAGCAGCGCGCCAAGACGCCCGUCAUCGACUACCUUCGCCCCAUUGUCGCCGAUGCCGACACUGGUCACGGUGGUCUUACCGCUGUCAUGAAGCUCACCAAGCUCUUUGUCGAGAAGGGAGCCGCGGGCAUCCACAUUGAGGACCAGGCGCCCGGUACCAAGAAGUGCGGUCACAUGGCCGGUAAGGUGCUGGUGCCCAUCCAGGAGCACAUCAACCGUCUCGUUGCCAUCCGUCUGCAGUACGACAUCAUGGGUGUCGAGAACCUCGUCGUCGCCCGUACCGACUCGGAAGCUGCCACCCUCAUCACCACCAACGUCGACGAGCGCGACCAUGCCUUUAUCCUCGGUACCACCAACACCAGCCUCGAGCCCCUGGUCGACAUUCUCAACCGUGCCGAGAACGAGGGUGCCGAUGGCCCCAAGCUCAUUGCUCUCGAGGACGAGUGGCUCUCCAAGGCGCAGCCCAUCCGCUACGGUGACGCUGUCGCCGCCGAGCUCGAGAAGAAGGGCAAGAAGGCGGAAGCUGAGAAGUUCCGCAAGGAGGUCAUUGGUCAGUCGCUGCUCAAGGCCAAGGCCAAGGCCAAGAGCCUGGGUGUCGAGGUUGCUUUCGACUGGGAUGCCUGCCGAACCCGCGAGGGCUACUACCGCUACCAGGGCGGCACCGACUGCGCCAUCAACCGCGCCAUCGCCUUUGGCCCCUACGCCGACCUCCUCUGGAUGGAGACCAAGUCGCCCAUCCUCGAACAGGCCAAGGAAUUCUCCGAAGGCGUCAAGGCAGCCCGGCCCAAGCAAUGGCUCGCAUACAACUUGUCGCCCUCCUUCAACUGGGACGCCGCCAAACUCUCCACCGAACAGAUGAAGUCCUACGUCUGGGACCUCGGCAAGCUCGGCUUCGUCUGGCAAUUCAUCACCCUCGGCGGUCUCCACUCCAACGCCUACAUCUCGGACCUCUUCGCCGCCGGUUUUGCGAAGGAAGGCAUGAAGGCCUACGUCGAGCUCGUCCAGAGGAAGGAGAGGGAGAUCGGUUGUGACGUGCUCACGCACCAGAAGUGGUCCGGUGCCAACUUUGUCGAUGCUUGCCUCAACACGGUGCUCAAGGCCGCGAGUACGAGCGCUAUGGGCAAGGGCGUCACCGAGACCCAGUUCAAGUAA